Linepithema humile (Argentine ant) is the source of this 1196-nucleotide messenger RNA. RefSeq names its product box C/D snoRNA protein 1. Gene Ontology annotation, biological process: snoRNA localization; maturation of LSU-rRNA from tricistronic rRNA transcript (SSU-rRNA, 5.8S rRNA, LSU-rRNA); box C/D snoRNP assembly. NCBI's taxonomy places the organism in Eukaryota, Metazoa, Arthropoda, Insecta, Hymenoptera, Formicidae. The record is from RefSeq and is a predicted model, not a curated record. Gene Ontology annotation, cellular component: pre-snoRNP complex; nucleus.
UAGAACCAACAAAUCAACGUUAAGUGUUGACUAGACGACAAUUCAGCAGUUGUUCUGCUGAACGCGGCCAUUGAUAAUCAGGAUGGCUACUGUCAGUGAUAAAAUAAAAAGCUGUGAGGUAUGCGGUGCAGCAAAAGCUAAAUAUACUUGCCCAAAAUGUGAGGUUAAAUCAUGCUGUCUCGCGUGUGUAAAUGUCCACAAAAGGGAACUAAACUGUGAUGGAAUUCGUGAUAAAACAAAAUUUGUCCCUUUAGCGUCUUUCACUGAUAUGGAUGUACUGAGCGACUAUCGUUUUCUUGAGCAAAUUAACAGAUCAAUUGAUAUAAAGAAAAGAAAUCCAGAAAGAAAAUACACACGUCAAAAUAUUUUACCAGUGCACUUAUAUAAAUUGAGGAAUGCUGCAGCUUAUAGAAAAGUAUCACUGUUAUUUAUGCCACAAAUCUUUAGUCGGCACAAGGAAAACACUACAUUUCUCAAUUGGAAGACCAAUGAAUUAUUCUGGAGAAUAGAAUGGAUUUUCCCACAAGCUGAAAACACGAAGUGGAUUGUGAAAAAAGCUUUAGACAACAUUACAUUAGCGACGCUUUUAGACCAGGUUUUAAAUCCAGUCUCUUUAGAAGAAGAUACUAAUAUUGCAGAAUUAAAUGCAAGAUUGGUUCUGGCAAAUAAAUUACAAUUUUAUAGAGCAGCUGGAGUAAACGGUAUUAAAGUAUUAUUAAAAGCUGAAAAAAUAAAGAAAGCAAACUUUCGAUUUUAUCAGUUGGAUCUUACACUUACAUUGAAAGAAAAUUUAGAAAAUAAAACUAUAGUGGAAUUUCCAACAUUGCAUGUCAUUAUGAAGGAUCAUUCGUAUAUGUAUGAAAUUAUAGAUACUGAUGAAGAAACGAGUGAUACAGAGUGUAAAAAUUAUAGAGCAAAGAGAAAAAAAAUUAGUAAUGAUGGGUAUAACACUAACAAAAAAGAAAAUGGAGCAGUAAAUUACUUCUUCAAUGAUUUUUCAGAAUCUGAUGACGAAAGGAUAGAUAACAAAUUACAAGAAAAAAAAUCUGAUUUUAAUAUACCUCAUUAUGAAGAUUUAGUCAAAAAAUGUCAAUAAUAGAAUUAUUAUAAAUACUUAUUAUUAUAAAUACUUAUAUAUAGAUUUUUAUUGGAAAUACAUCAUCAUUAGUUUCAGUACAAUUGAAAUACAUACAAAU